Molecule: messenger RNA, 741 nt
Organism: Nannizzia gypsea CBS 118893
Lineage: Eukaryota; Fungi; Ascomycota; Eurotiomycetes; Onygenales; Arthrodermataceae
Exons: 1
Coding region: 1-741 (246 amino acids)
Source: RefSeq, a predicted model, not a curated record
AUGGGGAUCCCGAAGAAACACGGUAUUGAGCUGGAGUGGCAGACGAGAUGCUCCAGUUUACGAACGUUUUCUGGUACGAGGAGUGACGUGAGGGUUUGGAUGAUUCUUAACCCGAAGCAUGCUGAUGUUGCAUUUCCCAAGCCUAUCCUGGGUCGUCCAACAGGGAUAUUCGUUGUUCUCUUUUGCCCCGGAGCAAGAGGGGAAAGCUUCGAGUUGGUGAGGAUUGGCGCUCCCGGUAGCUGUUUGGUAGCCCCUGGUCCGCUACUUAGUGCUCCCGUCUUGACGGAGAUUGCCGGUGUGUUCGUGGAUAACGGGUGGUUUCUCCUAGCUCCCUCUUCCCCCAUUUCGGGUCGGGCAGGCUGUGGUCCUCCUCGCCGGGAGAAAAGGGAGGAAGAUUCAUGCUGUAAAGAACGUGUGGGCGGCGAUAUACAUGGAAGCCCACCAGAUCGAUCGUGUAUGCAUGCAAGCUGGGGGGAUCAACCGUUGUUGCUCGCCAUCGCUUCGUUUAAGGCCCACAAAUGGGCGAGCACGAGAGGUGGAAUUAAGAUGCCUGCAAGGCGUGCGGUCGAGUUGUAUCCCGAGUAUACAUACGGACUACUUCGAGAUAUGUACAUACCCCGUCAACGGAAGACCCAGAAAUCCGUUUUCCGAGCAGCAGCAGACCUGCCAGACAGGCUUGACAGCGGCACAGUUUUCUCCAUCGCGUUCCCCACGGGCGUCUCAGCCUUCGAGCGAUCCUGA